AUGUCCAAGCAAGAGACCGAAGAGUCACAUAUUCCAGACGUCGACGCCAACGACUUCCAGGGCCUCGUCCUCAACGAUGUCAUUCCUCGUGAUCGACCGCCUUGGUACGCGGAUUGGACGCUAUGGAAGCUCAACUUGCUGCUUCUGAGCGGUUUAUUGACACAGACGGCGACUGGGUUCGAUGCUAGUAUGCUUAACGGCGCACAAUCCCUUCCACAAUGGCAAGAAUUCUUCGGACAACCCAAAGGAACGCGACUUGGAGCCAUGACCUUUGGACCGAACGGAGGUGUCCUCAUCUCGAUCCUCAUUUCCUCGCAGCUUUGCGACUGGCUCGGUCGACGUAUUCCUAUUCUCAUCGGAUCCCUCACUAUCAUUGUCGGCGCUAUCGUCCAGACUGCCUCAUACAACUACGGCAUGUUUGUCGCGUCGCGCUUCAUCAUCGGCUUCGGCCUCGGAAUCGUUUCCACCGCCGCUCCGCCUUUACUCUCCGAAGUUACAUAUCCCACCCACCGUGGAAAGGUCGUUUCUUUCAUGAUGGUCUCGUGGCCACUUGGUGCUAUCAUCGCUGCCUGGGUUACCUACGGAAGCUUCCGAAUGGAGAGUUCCUGGGCGUGGCGACUCCCGAGUUUGCUGCAAGCUACCUUCUCCGUUGUCCAGGCUUGUUUGGUCAUGUUUGCGCCCGAAUCACCCCGAUGGCUUAUCUACAAGGGUCGUUAUAAGGAAGCCCAGGAUAUUCUGGUGAAGUGGCAUGGCUAUGGAGAUCCCAACUCGAGACUGGCACGCUUCGAAAUGGCUGAGAUCACAGCAACACUUGAGAUCGAGAAGAUGCAGAAAAAGUCUCGAUGGGGAGAAUGGGUCUCCACUCGAGGCAACUGUCAUCGUUUAUUCCUUGCUCUGUACAUCCCUGCUAUGCUGCAGUGGUCUGGAAACGCUCUCACCUCAUACUAUCUUGCCAAGGUCCUCAAUUCGAUCAACAUCACCGACCACAAGACCCAGUUACUCCUCAACGCCGGUCUACAAAUUUGGGGUUUCCUCUCAGCUGUCGUCUUCGCCACUCUUGUUGAUAAGUUCGGUCGACGGGGACUCUUCCUUACAGGCAUGUCGGGAAUGGGAGCUUCAUACGUCAUCUGGACAAUCUGCUCGGCCCGCAACCAACAGGAGAAUUUCGAGCACAUCGGUUUCGCCGGCGCAGUUUUGGCCAUGAUCUUCGUGUUCUCAUUCUUCUACCAUGCAAUCUCGCCCAUUGGAGCAACUUAUAUCAUGGAGUCAACUCCAUACUCUCUCCGUGCGAAGGCAUCGAUGCUUUACCAGCUCACUGGUAAUUUGGCGGGUGUGUACAACGCUUUUGCUAACCCCGUGGCCAUGGAAGCAAUUGGAUGGAAGUACUAUAUCGUUUGGUGUGUUGCUAUUGGAGUCCACCUGACGCUUAUCUUCUUCUUCUUCCCUGAGACAAAGGGUCAUUCACUCGAGGAGGUUGCGGAGAUCUUUGAUGGUCCUGAUGCACCAGUAGGGUCAAACGCGAUCGGACAAAAGAAGCUGGAUGACAUGGCUAUGCACUAA
This is a messenger RNA of Fusarium sp. VM40, 1560 nucleotides long. The record is from the annotation of a GenBank genome assembly. Lineage: Eukaryota; Fungi; Ascomycota; Sordariomycetes; Hypocreales; Nectriaceae.